AUGGUGUGUGGUGUGGUACUGUGGUGACCCAAAUGUCAAAUUUCACAAAUCAGUCGGUCAAGCAGGCAGAUUGAUUUUCUUUUCUUUGAGCAACACGACAUCAGAAGCCAGAAGCGAAGAAGUAACAAAUUUUUGUAACUAUUCAUUCAGAAAUACCAGUGACUAUAUAGAUAAAAUGUCUGACUGGGACACAGUUACAAUACUUCGUAAAAAACCACCAAAAGCAUCUGCAUUGAAGACUGAACAGGCUGUAAAUGCUGCACGCCGUCAAGGUUUACCAGUUGACACCCAACAAAAAUACGGUGCAGGAACGAAUAAACAACAUGUAACUACAAAAAACACUGCGAAACUUGAUAGAGAGACUGAAGAAUUACGACAUGAGAAAGUGCCCCUGGAUCUAGGAAAACUUAUAAUGCAAGGUCGGCAAGCAAAAGGAAUGAGCCAGAAAGAUCUAGCUACAAAAAUAUGUGAAAAACCGCAAAUAGUCAAUGAUUACGAGGCUGGCCGUGGUAUUCCGAAUAAUAUUGUUCUCGGUAAAAUUGAAAGAGCAAUUGGAAUAAAACUACGAGGAAAGGAUAGAGGCCAACCACUACAGCCUCCUGGAGGAAAGAAAUAACGGAUUCCCUGGGAGGCGAAGACUUUAUCCGAUUGAUUUAUUGCAUAAUAUAAUAUUUCUUUUUGCUGUUAAAAGAGUUAAAUUGUGUAAUGUAAAACCUAACAUUGUGAAAAAAUGAUGUAAGCAUUUAUAUUUUUUUCCUCUGGAAUGUUCCAUUGUGUUACCAUUCUGAAAAUUACAUUAUUUCAGUGAGAAUGGAUGUGAUAUGCAAUAAACAAUAUAGAUUUUUUAUGAGA
Molecule: messenger RNA, 852 nt
Organism: Plodia interpunctella (Indianmeal moth)
Lineage: Eukaryota; Metazoa; Arthropoda; Insecta; Lepidoptera; Pyralidae
Gene: mbf1
Product: multiprotein bridging factor 1
Exons: 1
Coding region: 176-616 (146 amino acids)
Cellular component (GO): nucleus
Molecular function (GO): DNA binding
Source: RefSeq, a predicted model, not a curated record